This is a messenger RNA of Oncorhynchus kisutch (coho salmon), 1337 nucleotides long. RefSeq lists its product as uncharacterized. The transcript is spliced from 5 exons. The record is from RefSeq and is a predicted model, not a curated record. Gene Ontology annotation, biological process: regulation of neuroinflammatory response. Bases 154 to 798 code for a protein of 214 amino acids. Gene Ontology annotation, molecular function: signaling receptor activity. Lineage: Eukaryota; Metazoa; Chordata; Actinopteri; Salmoniformes; Salmonidae.
CACCACUUCCUCCUCUCGGCCAGCACCAGAUCAUGUAACUGGGUCAAACCUGUCAAAGGACCAUCACUUUGGAUAACUUUAGUUUGACUUUUGUUCUGCUGUCAGUCUGAGCAUAAAAUAUUGGACUAACGUCUGGUUUGGCAGUUGGUCAGUAUGUGUGGAAGACGUGCAUUCAGGCUUUCUCUGCUUCUGCUGGUGUGGUGUGUGUGCACAGCCUUUGAAGAGAUUCAAGUGAAAACAUUGGAAACAGGAGCAGAUUUGGGCACUCCUGCCUGUCCAAACCAAACCAUUCAUAAAAUGAUGUUUGUAAUAUGUAAGGUAGAUAGAGUGAUAAGUAGUGGGAAUGAGUGUAAAGUGGCUCGUCGGUUUGACCAAAAUGGUACAGACAACACUUGUGACCCCAGAGUCACACUACAGAUAGAGAGUGACAGAGUGUUUCUAAACAUCACCAACAUACAACCAUCUGAUGAAGGGAGCUACACCUGUGAGUGUGUACAUAAUCGAGGAAGACAUUUUUUUAAUCUCAAUAUUUCUGUCAAUGGAUCCCAUGUCACAAACAUCCUUUCUUUCAUACGUCCUUUCAAUGUCAUGAUAAUAACAGCCUUUGCAGGAUUUGUAGCCGUUGUGGUCCUUGUUGGAAUAAUCAGGAGGAAAUGUAAUCUCAACAGGAGAACACAGCAGAAAGCGGUGUACACCUUUAAAGAGGAGGAGCAACAGGACAUUGAUCCCUACAACACGCUCACAAGUAGAGACAAUGGGAUCUACUCAACUCUCCAGCUGACACCUUCUAACCCCUGACCUCUAGCACCGUUGACCAAUGACGACAUGUCAUUAGACACCUUUUUCUAUCACUAGGGGUUAAAUACUAUUUCACCAGCCCUGGAUAUACAACUGUACAGUAUGUCCAUUUACUGUAUAUAUUGAUUACUGUAAUGCCCCUAUUUUUACAGCGGAUACACUGACUUUAUAUAGUUCCAUUGAUUGGUUAGACAUCUGGCUGAAUAGGUCCUGUACUGUAGAUCGUCUUCUGUUGCUGUAAAUAUCAGCACUUACUGUAUGAAUCAUGCACAUUCUGUUACGUAGAACCAAUGUUCCUGUGGACAGAUGUGAUCAUGUGCAUUUUCUCCAGGUGUCAGUGUAUUGGAUUGGUAAAAGAUAUUCCCUGCAGCAGUAGAGAUUUAGAGUCAUCAUCACAACAUGCUUCGUGACAAAUGUAUUUUCCUUGCUUUCAAUGUUCCAUCUCCAUGUAUCAUGUAGGCCUACAUGAGUUACAUGUUCAGGUGAAGAGAUGUAACGACAAAACUAAAGCAUUUAUUAAAACGUCAUUUCCAAACAGA